Panicum hallii is the source of this 2042-nucleotide messenger RNA. Its product is annotated as fasciclin-like arabinogalactan protein 4. The transcript has a single exon. The coding region runs from base 503 to 1789 and encodes 428 amino acids. Gene Ontology annotation, cellular component: plasma membrane. Gene Ontology annotation, biological process: multidimensional cell growth; abscisic acid-activated signaling pathway; mucilage biosynthetic process involved in seed coat development. The record is from RefSeq and is a predicted model, not a curated record. Lineage: Eukaryota; Viridiplantae; Streptophyta; Magnoliopsida; Poales; Poaceae.
UAGUGACAUUUUGCUUUUUAGGUUGUAUCACCAAAUCUAGGGAUGAUAUAAGCAAUGAAAAAUAGCGUUGCAUAGUACUGGUACCACCGGCUUUAGAGCCUAGAAUGACGACUCGGUGAGCGCCAAUUUGUCGAAGAGAAGAACCAAGGCACACGUGACGCGACCAGCAUAUCAUGGUACAAACUUUGCAAAAGCGCCUGGCGGGACGCGAGCUGGCGUAGCUGCUAUAGUCCAAGCCACCUACUCACCCACGCCAUCAAUUCUCGCCGCUCCACGCAAAGGUCACGGUCACCCCAUUCAGACACCAAAGAAGGCCGCAAGCAAGCUUAGCUAAACCGAAACCCACCGAACAGGAAAGGUGGGGACUGGGGAGGAAGAAGAAAACACCAAAUUAUUCCCCUCUCAUCAGGGCAGGCAACCGCAGCGCCCCCCGUCCCUCUCCUCCCGUCGUCAUCUAUCUCCCACUCACUCCCCACUCUACCACUGCUCCUCCACUGGCGAGAUGGGGAGAGGCUCGGGCGCCGCUCCCGUCUCGCCGCGCCUCGCGCUCGAGGUCGCGGUGCUGGCGCUGCUCGCGGCGGCGGCGGCGCUGCCUUCCCCGGCGGCCGGGGUCAACGUGACGGCCGUGCUCUCGGCGUUCCCCAACUUCGCCGACUUCGCGCGCCUGCUGGCGUCCACCCCCGUGGCCGGGGAGCUGACCGGGAGGUCGUCGCUGACGCUGCUGGCCGUGCCGAAUGCCAACCUGCCGCAGUCGCCCUCGGCAUUCGCGGCCGGCGCCGGCGCCGACAUCGCCGACGUGCUGCGGUACCACGUCCUGCUCGAGUACCUCUCCCCUUCCGACCUCGCUCGCCUCCCCGCGUCCGGGAAGCUCGUGACGACGCUGUUCCAGACCACGGGCCGCGCGCCCUCCGACCUCGGCGCCGUCAACCUCACCGCGGGGGCAAACUCCACCGUCGUGGUCCGCUCGCCGGCGCCGUCCCCGGGCUCGAACGCCACCGUCCUCGGCGCCGUGACCGCGGUGCCCUACAACCUCAGCGUGCUCGCGGUGGGUGGCCUCAUCGUCCCCUCCGGAUUCGACCUCGCGGCCUCCGAGAGCCGUCCGCCGCCGCCGGUGAACAUCACCCGGGUCCUCACCGAUGCGCGGGGAUUCAACGUGGCGGCCUCCAUGCUGCAGGCUUCCGGUGUGGCGAGCGAGUUUGAGGCCGACGAGCACGGCGCUGGCAUCACCGUCUUCGUCCCCACCGACGACGCCUUUGCCGGCCUCCCCGCCACCGACCGCCUCCAGUCCCUCCCCGCAGAGCGCAAGGCCGUUGUGCUCCGCUUCCACGUCCUGCACUCCUACUACCCGCUCGGCUCCCUCGAGUCCAUCGUGAACCCCGUCCAGCCCACUCUCGCGACCGAGUACACCGAGGCUGGCCGCUUCACCCUAAACAUAACCCGUGUCAAUGGCUCCAUCGCCAUUGACACCGGCGUCGUGCAGGCAUCCAUCACCCGAACAGUGUUCGACCAAAACCCUGUGUCAGUCUUUGCCGUCUCCAAGGUUCUACUGCCCAAGGAAAUGUUCAGCCGGGGGGAUUCUGACAGCACUACCAUGGCACCACCUUCAGCCGCGAUGGCACCUGGCGACGCCGGGAAUGAACAGACACCGCCGACAAGGCUUUCAUCCCCGCCUGACCUGCACGGCGAGGAUAGUGAGUCGUUAGCUGCUUUGAUGACAGCAAAGGGGGCUUCUUGGUGGUGUAUAGGAUUGAUGUAUCUACAGCUGCAUCUGUUACUCUCUCUGGUAUGAGAUCCAGGUGUGCUUGUUGCUUGCUUCGUUGUGCUCAGAUUUUGUUCUUCUUACUGUCUAGAACGUCUACACCGGAAAAUGGAUGGGUUGGGGAGAGAAUUCCGUAGCUGCAAAGUAGCAAACAGAUUAGUUGCUUCACUUGAUUAUUCCCUUUUCUUUUCCUUCUGUCGUGUGGCAAAAGGGAAAUAAUAUCAUGUGUAGGAAUCUAUGCAGUCAUUCUGUUCCACAAUGAAAUAGUAUUUUCUAUUCAGCA